GCUCACACCCCUGUCACUAUCAAGUCAUGGGUCGACGACCUCAACACUCGCAUCGCUGCCCCACCGAAGUUUGCAGUCGACCAGAUCACCAAGGUUGCCACCAUCCUGCGCGACGACUGCAAAGAGUUGGACCUCAUCUCGCCGAAGUCAAACAUCCUCAGCUCAUCUGUCUUGGCUGGGGUUGCCCUGGAGGCCAACUUGAAGCAGUUGGGGCUUGCAGUUCCGUACAAAGAUCGAGUUGUGGACUUGGGCUUCGACCGUGGCAACGGCUCCAGUCAACGCUCUCUGACCACCCAGCUCCAGUUGGACAUGGGCCACUCUGACCCCGCGAUCGCUACUGCCAUGGGCGUGAUCAAGUCGCGGGCGCUCUUCCUAGCCACCUCCGACAUCGACUGGCAGCUGAUCGAGGCGACCUGGGCCAGG
This is a messenger RNA of Prorocentrum cordatum, 423 nucleotides long. The record is from the annotation of a GenBank genome assembly. Lineage: Eukaryota; Dinophyceae; Prorocentrales; Prorocentraceae.